AUGCGGCUUCAACAAACCAUUGCUGAAAUGUGUGUCCAAGGAACAAAUGGAAUACAUCCUAGCAAAUCUCCAUACAAGGAUAUGCGAACUACAUUAUGGAGGAAGAAUGAUGGUGGCCAGAGUUCUUCUAAGAAUAAUAUUAUACCAAAAAUUUCACUCUAG
Molecule: messenger RNA, 162 nt
Organism: Sphenostylis stenocarpa
Lineage: Eukaryota; Viridiplantae; Streptophyta; Magnoliopsida; Fabales; Fabaceae
Source: the annotation of a GenBank genome assembly